CCCCUCCCCUCCCCUCCUCUCCCUCGCGUGGGUCGGAGCCAGAGCUGGAGCCGGAGCCGGCUGGACUCGCGAUGAUCGCCAGGCGCGGGAGGCAGCGCUGAGGAGCGGCUGAAGGGCUGACCGUCCCUCCGCCGCUCUCUCUGUCUCUCCUCCCAUCUUCCUCCUCUUCUCCCCACGGCCAGGCUGGAGCCCUUUCCUCGGGCGGCAGGAAGAGAAGCAGCAGGAGGCGGGCAUGGAGGACAGCAAGCCCAGCUCCUCGCCCGGCAGCCGGGAGGACGGCAGCCCCGGCGCCAACGCCUGCUUCCAGGGCAAGGCGGAGAAGGGGCCGCUGGGCAGCCCGGGCGCUUCGGGCAGCCUCAAGGAGCAUGGCAACUCGGUCUGCUUCAAAGUGGACGGGAGCGGCGCCGGCGGAGAGGAGCCCGGGCCGGGAUGCUUGGACGACCCCGACGCCGCCCGCCGCCAGCAGCAGCAGCAGCAGCAACAGUACGGCUUCAUGCAGCGGCAGUUCACCUCCAUGCUCCAGCCCGGGGUCAACAAAUUCUCCCUCCGCAUGUUCGGGAGCCAGAAGGCGGUGGAGAAGGAGCAGGAACGGGUUAAAACUGCAGGAUUCUGGAUCAUCCACCCCUACAGCGACUUCAGGUUUUACUGGGACUUAAUAAUGCUUAUAAUGAUGGUUGGAAACCUUGUCAUUAUCCCUGUUGGGAUCACAUUCUUCACGGAGCAGACAACCACACCAUGGAUUAUUUUCAAUGUGGCUUCAGAUACUGUAUUUCUGUUAGACUUGAUCAUGAACUUUAGAACUGGAACUGUCAAUGAGGACAGCUCAGAGAUAAUACUGGACCCCAAAGUGAUCAAAAUGAAUUAUUUAAAGAGCUGGUUCGUGGUGGACUUCAUUUCAUCAAUACCAGUGGAUUACAUAUUUCUCAUUGUAGAAAAAGGAAUGGAUUCAGAAGUCUACAAGACAGCUAGAGCACUUCGCAUUGUGAGAUUCACAAAAAUCCUCAGUCUGUUGCGUUUGUUACGACUUUCAAGACUGAUAAGAUAUAUUCACCAGUGGGAAGAGAUUUUCCACAUGACAUAUGACUUAGCAAGUGCCGUGGUAAGAAUCUUCAACUUGAUUGGAAUGAUGCUGCUUCUUUGCCACUGGGAUGGUUGCCUUCAAUUCUUAGUACCAUUGCUGCAGGAUUUUCCACAAGAUUGCUGGGUGUCCCUAAAUGGUAUGGUUAAUGACUCUUGGGGAAAACAAUACUCCUAUGCACUCUUCAAAGCCAUGAGCCAUAUGCUUUGCAUUGGUUACGGAGCCAGAGCCCCAGUCAGCAUGUCCGACCUCUGGAUAACUAUGCUGAGUAUGAUUGUGGGGGCUACCUGUUAUGCCAUGUUUGUUGGCCAUGCCACCGCCCUAAUCCAGUCUUUGGAUUCAUCACGGCGUCAAUAUCAAGAGAAGUACAAACAAGUGGAACAGUACAUGUCGUUCCAUAAGCUACCUGCUGAUAUGCGUCAGAAGAUCCAUGAUUAUUAUGAGCAUCGUUACCAAGGCAAGAUCUUCGAUGAGGACAGCAUUUUGAAUGAGCUUAAUGACCCUCUUAGGGAGGAGAUUGUCAACUUUAAUUGCCGGAAGCUUGUUGCCACCAUGCCACUUUUUGCAAAUGCUGACCCGAAUUUUGUAACUGCCAUGCUCAGCAAACUGAAAUUUGAGGUGUUCCAGCCUGGAGAUUAUAUUAUCCGGGAAGGAGCUGUGGGGAAAAAGAUGUACUUCAUUCAGCACGGUGUUGCUGGUGUUAUCACUAAAUCCAGUAAGGAGAUGAAGUUAACAGAUGGCUCCUAUUUUGGAGAGAUCUGCCUUUUGACCAAGGGCCGACGCACUGCCAGUGUGAAAGCAGACACAUACUGCCGGCUAUAUUCUCUCUCUGUGGACAACUUCAAUGAGGUCCUGGAGGAGUACCCCAUGAUGAGAAGAGCCUUUGAAACUGUGGCCAUUGACAGGCUGGACAGGAUAGGAAAGAAGAAUUCUAUUCUGCUCCAAAAAUUCCAAAAAGAUCUCAACACUGGAGUUUUCAACAACCAGGAGAGUGAAAUUUUGAAGCAGAUUGUGAAACACGACCGCGAGAUGGUGCAGACUGUAGGGCCAGUCCUUUUGCAACAAAUGCCCGCUCUGAAUUCAGCAACCGCCUCAGCAAUCAGGACACAGUCUCCACCUGUAUAUUCAAUGACAAGCCUCUCCCACGGGAGCCUGAAUUCUCCAACACCGAGCACCCAGACACCUCAGCAAGCUGCCAUUUUCUCACCUUGCUCCUACUCGUCUGCAAUCUGCAGCCCCCCAGUACAAAGCCCUCUAGCCACUGGGCGAACUUUUCAGUAUGCGACCCCUACAGCAUCACAGUUGUCACUGCUGCAGCAGCAACAGUCACAGCAACUGCAGCAACAACAGCCCCAACAACCUCUGCAGCAAAUGCCUAGCACAUCACAGAAAAGUGAUGUCCACAAGAGCACACAAGCUCUUCACAAUGCUAGUUUGACAAGGGAGGUGAGACCCCUUUCGGCCUCACAGCCUUCUUUGCCCCACGAGAUUUCAAUGAUGAUUGCAAGACCUCAUCCAACUGUGGGAGAAUCUUUAGCCUCCAUUCCUCAACCACUGUCCGGUUUCCAAAGCACAGGCCUUCAGCCUGGGAGCAAAGGCACAGUCCCCCAAAGAGUUGCCCUCUUCCGCCAGAUGUCUUCGGGAGCAAUUCCCCCCACGCGAGGAGCUGCACCAUCAGCGACCACAUUGCAAAGGGAUUCUUCCACAGUCUUAAAUACUGAACUAGAGGGAGACAAACCACGGUUUGCUUCAAACUUAUGAUUCAUGCAGACCAUAAAUAAAAUCAGAGAUGUUGACAUAAACAAUGGUCACUCCUGGAAAAAGUGUUUUAACUUAAUGUCCAAUUAGACCCCAUCUGUCUACCAUGAAAAGGAGAACUUUAGACAGACUUAUCCCUUGAAAUCGAAUGUACAAGAUACAGACAGACAGUCAGAAGAAGAAAAAAGAGAAACCCAAAUGGCCUCUCAUGUCUCCCUUGCUUAGAAAUUUUUAAAUGAGUCUAUAAACAUUGGUUGUUAUGUUGUUUAUUUUUAAACCUGAUUAAAAACAUGAAGAGA
Molecule: messenger RNA, 3135 nt
Organism: Anolis sagrei ordinatus
Lineage: Eukaryota; Metazoa; Chordata; Lepidosauria; Squamata; Anolidae
Gene: HCN1
Product: hyperpolarization activated cyclic nucleotide gated potassium channel 1
Biological process (GO): regulation of membrane depolarization; potassium ion transmembrane transport; sodium ion transmembrane transport
Cellular component (GO): membrane; dendrite; HCN channel complex
Molecular function (GO): voltage-gated potassium channel activity
Source: RefSeq, a predicted model, not a curated record